Messenger RNA from Hyphopichia burtonii NRRL Y-1933, 782 nucleotides. RefSeq lists its product as uncharacterized. The transcript has a single exon. The coding region runs from base 20 to 607 and encodes 195 amino acids. The record is from RefSeq and is a predicted model, not a curated record. NCBI's taxonomy places the organism in Eukaryota, Fungi, Ascomycota, Pichiomycetes, Serinales, Debaryomycetaceae.
GGUGCUCGCCAACAGUAGUAUGGAAUGCACCACGGUGCAAGACCCAGUUGAAGCCUACGGGAUUAAACACAAGCUCAAGCAAAAGUUUGGCAAGGCAAAGAAACAAGCGGGUAAAGUUCAGGCGUUGAAGAAGAUUCUUGCCGAUAUCAAGGAGAUUGCAAAAACCAGCAGUGAGCAGUUUCUUAUAAAGAGAGAUUUAGUGGAUGAUUUAUUAUAUAGAGUAUUUGUUGCAUUGAAAAACAGUGGAUUUGUCAACUCAAUUGUUAAAUUCUCUCUUACCGAUGAUGCUACAAGACACGGAGUCGUCGAGUUGACUGCCGACUUAUUGGAACGAGAAGUCAUACCCUGGGAAGAGAUUUUCGAAGCUUUGAAAACCAGCGGAUUAGCAGUUGACGUUAUCAAACAUGCAGUCACCGAUCCCGAUACCAGACAAGGAGUUAUUGAUUUAAUUAUCGAAUUAAUCCCUCAAUUGAUUGAUAGUGGAGUGCUUGACUUGAGUGAGAUUUGCAAACCAAUCCAUCCAAUUGGCCAAAUUCCACCUGGCAAGACUCCCAUGAAACCCCCCAUGAGGUUUUUGCGUCCCACAAACACGACAAAGACCCAAUAAACCAAAGUGGCUCCGCUAACAAAAGCUGUUUGCGCACUAGCGAGCUUUCAAAUGAGACUACAUUCACUGUGCUAGCCCAAUAAUUCAAAAUUACAUUUUAUGAACUCCAUAUGGUUUUUAGUAAAUUAUAGUAGUUUAAAAAACCCGCACGACAUCAACAAAAAAAAUAAAUUCC